Molecule: messenger RNA, 3047 nt
Organism: Abrus precatorius (Indian licorice)
Lineage: Eukaryota; Viridiplantae; Streptophyta; Magnoliopsida; Fabales; Fabaceae
Product: SART-1 family protein DOT2
Exons: 13
Coding region: 139-2769 (876 amino acids)
Biological process (GO): mRNA cis splicing, via spliceosome; maturation of 5S rRNA
Cellular component (GO): U4/U6 x U5 tri-snRNP complex
Source: RefSeq, a predicted model, not a curated record
CAGUUAGCUAGCAUCCUCUGCCUCUGGUUGAUAAAACGCUGCGUCGAGAGCGAAGUGGCACAACAAUUCUGCAGCAAAAGGAAGUUUGGGUUUGUUCGUGUUCUUGUUCAAUUCGAAAGCUCUCAGACGAAGUUUUUGAUGGAUGUGGAGUGGUCUGAUUCACGGUAUGAUGGUAGAAAUGAUAAGGAGGAUUCCCCAGUGAGGGAGCAAUAUGAUGAUGAUGGGGUGGAGAAAUCUAGCAAGCAUAGGAGCAAGGACAGGAAGAAGAGUGACAAGGAGCACCGGAGUAAGGACCGGGAACAGCUGAAGGAUGCUUCAAAAGAGGGAAGGGAGCGGAAGAAAGAAGAUAGGGAUGAACGUGAAAAGGACCGGGGUAAAGACAAGACCAGGGAAAAGGAUUAUGAUAGAGAGAAAUAUAGGGAGAGGGAUAGAGAUAAGAAGGACCGGAGUAAGGAGAAGGAAAGAGAGGUAGAGAAAGAUAGUGAUAGAGGACGGGAGAAGGAGAGGGGUAAAGAGAAGAGUAGGGAUAGGGAAAGGGAGAAAGAAAGGGAUAAAGUGAAGGAAAGGGAGCGAGAGAAGCAUAGAGAUAGAGAAAAGGAGAGGGAAAGCUAUAGAGAUGGGGACAAGGAUAAGGGGAAAGAUAGAAAUAGAGAGAAGGAGAGGGAGACUGAUCGAGAUAAAGAAAGGUCAAGAGAUCGAGUGAGCAGAAAGACUCAUGAGGAAGAUUAUGAACUGAAUAAUGUUGAUGAUAAAGUGGACUACCAUGACCAAAGAGAUGAGGAGAUUGGCAAGCAAGCAAAGGACUCAAAGCUCGAUGAAGAUGUUCAAGAUGGUCAAACAUCAGCACAUGUAUCAUCAACAGAACUUGAAGAACGCAUCUUGAAGAUGAAAGAUGCAAGGACAAAUAAACAAUCUGAAGCUGCUUCUGAGAUCUCUGCAUGGGUUAAUAGAAGCCGUAAGCUAGAAAAGGAAAGAGCAUUGCAGCUCUCAAAGAUUUUUGAGGAGCAGGACAACAUUGCAGUAGAAGGAAGUGACGAUGAGGAUACUGCCCAACACACUGAUAACCUUGCGGGGAUGAAAGUUCUUCAUGGUGUUGAUAAAGUUAUGGAAGGUGGGACAGUAGUUCUGACUAUUAAAGAUCAGCCCAUACUUGCUGAUGGUGAUAUUAAUGAAGAUGUCGAUAUGCUUGAGAAUGUAGAAAUUGGAGAACAAAAACGACGAGAUGAGGCAUAUCAAGCUGCAAAAAAGAAAACUGGUGUAUAUGAUGAUAAGUUCAAUGAUGACCCCUCCUUGGAGAAGAAAAUACUUCCACAAUAUGAUGAUCCAGUGACAGAAGAGGGUUUAACUUUGGAUGAAAGGGGACGGUUCUCUGGUGAAGCUGAGAAGAAACUUGAAGAGCUGCGAAGACGGUUAACAGGGGUUUCCACAAAUACCUUUGAAGAUCUAACUUCGUCUGGAAAGGUAUCAUCAGAUUACUAUACUCACGAUGAAAUGCUACAAUUUAAGAAGCCCAAGAAGAAAAAGUCCCUGCGCAAGAAAGAUAAGCUGGACAUCAAUGCCCUUGAAGCUGAAGCUAUCUCUUCAGGAUUGGGUGUUAGUGACCUUGGUUCUCGGAAAGAUGUAAGGAGGCAAGCCAUCAAAGAUGAGCAAGAAAGAUUGGAGGCUGAGAUGAGAAAUAAUGCUUACCAGUCUGCUUAUGCUAAAGCAGAUGAAGCCUCCAAAUUGCUGCGCCUGGAACAAACUCACAAUGUUAAAACAGAGGAAGAUGAAACUCCAGUUUUUGUAGAUGAUGAUGAGGAUCUUCGUAAAUCCUUAGAAAAAGCAAGAAGAUUAGCUCUUAAAAAGCAGGAGGAAGAAGGGGCAUCUGGCCCUCAAGCUAUUGCAUUGCUUGCCACCUCAAGUCAUAAUAAUGAGAAUGAUGAUCAAAACCCUACAGCUGCUGAGUCACGAGAGAACAAGGUGGUCUUCACAGAGAUGGAAGAAUUUGUCUGGGGUCUCCACAUUGAUGAAGAAGCACGGAAACCAGAAAGUGAGGAUGUUUUCAUGCAAGAUGACGAAGAGGUUAAUGUUCCUGAUGAAGAAAAGAGUAAUGAGGCUGGUGGAUGGACUGAAGUUAAAGAAGUUAGUAACGAUGAAGAACCCACUUCAGAAGACCAAGAGGAGAUAGUUCCUGAUGAAACUAUUCAUGAAGUUGCUGUGGGGAAAGGAUUGUCAGGUGCUUUGAAACUGCUUAAAGACCGAGGAACACUUAAAGAAAGCAUUGAAUGGGGUGGCAGAAACAUGGACAAGAAAAAAAGCAAAUUGGUUGGGAUUGUCGAUGAUGAAGAGAAAGAAGCACAAAAGAAAAAGGAGAUUCGCAUUGAGAGGACGGAUGAAUUUGGGAGAAUUUUGACUCCUAAGGAAGCCUUUCGGAUGCUCUCUCAUAAGUUCCAUGGUAAAGGACCUGGUAAAAUGAAGCAAGAAAAGCGUAUGAAGCAAUACCAAGAAGAAUUGAAGAUGAAGCAGAUGAAGAGUUCAGAUACUCCAUCACUCUCUGUGGAGAGAAUGAGGGAAGCUCAAGCUCGUUUGAAGACACCCUAUCUUGUUCUUAGUGGCCAUGUUAAACCAGGACAAACUAGUGACCCAAAAAGCGGUUUUGCAACUGUUGAAAAGGAUCUUCCUGGGGGCUUGACACCUAUGCUUGGUGAUCGAAAGGUAGAGCAUUUUCUAGGAAUUAAGAGGAAAGCUGAGCCAUCAAGCUCGGAUACCCCUAAAAAGCCUAAAUCUUAAUUCCUCGGUCAACUAAUGGUAAGCAUUUUAAGCUAAUAUUCCUGUAAACUUAGAAGUUUGAUGCAGUGUUCAACUAUUCUACUGCUGACUGCAGAUAAUUUGCUGUAGAAUAUAUCUUCAAAUAUUCGUUGGUAAAAUUUGAUUUCCUUGCAAGAUAUAAGUUUGUAGAAAUUUCCUUGCUAGAUAUAACCAUAUUUUUCCACAUAUGGUCCAGAAUUCGGGAUUCCUUAUGUACAAAUAAGAGUUAAUUUUCAAUAUAUUAGCAAAAUUUUGAAUUC